Dama dama (fallow deer) is the source of this 2596-nucleotide messenger RNA. It is a transcript of the gene EAPP, whose product is annotated as E2F associated phosphoprotein. Bases 61 to 942 code for a protein of 293 amino acids. The transcript has 6 exons. Gene Ontology annotation, biological process: positive regulation of cell population proliferation. The record is from RefSeq and is a predicted model, not a curated record. Gene Ontology annotation, cellular component: nucleus. Lineage: Eukaryota; Metazoa; Chordata; Mammalia; Artiodactyla; Cervidae.
GUCGGAGCACUUUAGGGAAGGGACCUGCGGAGUAAACAGUUACUGUGCAGACGCUUGUGGAUGGUUUCGGAGGGGCCCGCCACCAUGAACCGCCUCCAAGACGACUAUGACCCGUACGCAGUUGAGGAGCCUAGCGACGAGGAGCCGGCUUUGAGCAGUUCUGAAGAUGAGGUGGAUGUGCUUUUACAUGGAACUCCUGACCAAAAACGAAAACUUAUCAGAGAAUGCCUUACUGGGGAAAGUGAAUCCUCUAGUGAAGAUGAAUUUGAAAAAGAAAUGGAAGCUGAGUUAAAUUCUACCAUAAAAACAAUGGAGGACAAGUUAUCUUCUCUAGAAACAGGGUCUUCAGGAGAUGGGAUAGUUGGAACAGCUCCGACAAAGUACUAUGACAAUAUAUAUUUUGAUUCUGAUUCUGAAGAUGAAGACAAAGCAGCACAAGUGACCAAGAAAAAAAAGAAGAAACAACACAGAAUUCCAACCAAUGAUGAAUUACUAUAUGAUCCUGAAAAAGAUAACAGAGAUCAGGCCUGGGUUGAUGCACAGAGACGAGGGUACCAUUGUUUUGGAAAGCACCGACCACGUCAACAGCAGCAGCCUGUUCCGAACAGCGACGCUGUCUUGAAUUGCCCUGCCUGCAUGACUACACUGUGUCUUGAUUGCCAGAGGCAUGAAUCAUAUAAAACUCAAUAUAGAGCAAUGUUUGUAAUGAAUUGUUCUGUCAACAAGGAAGAGAUUCUGAGAUACAAACCCCCAGAGAACAGGAAGAAAAGGCGAGGCCAUAAGAAGAUGAGGUCUAACCAAGAAGGUGCUGCGGAGGAGGCAGAGACAGAUGUGGAAGAAAUCUAUCACCCAGUCAUGUGCACCGAAUGUUCCACUGAAGUGGCAGUCUAUGACAAGGAUGAAGUCUUCCAUUUUUUCAACGUUUUAGCAAGCCAUUCCUAAAUAGCCAAGUUGGCAUUUUAAUUGCCCAAUACUGUAUACAAAGCAAAAUACAGUUAUAUUCUUCCUGCAUACUUAUCUCAAGUGACAUUCUGAGUGGUUAUUUGAGGAAGCAGUGUUUUGUCUAUCUUUUUGAAAGAAAAUGGUUAUCUGCUUUCAUCCCUCCACUUCCUUUAAAGAAAAAGAAAAUUUCCCCAGUUCUGAUGGGAUUCAUUAUUCAUUCCUUUUUUUGAUAGAUACUUGGAAACUGGGGCCUUUUAUUUAUUAAAGUUCUGUAGAAUUAAAAUGUUCUAGAGUUACAGGUAACUUUUGUUUCAGAGUGCUACUUUUAUUUUCUAUUUUGGAUAUACCCUUGGUGUACUUAAACUGGAAACUGUUUCCUCACUUCUGUCUAUAUUUUUUUGCUUAGAAGUAUGUUUAUUUCUCUUCUAUCCCAUAGGAUAGAGUGAACACUAUUUAGUAACUGUUAAAAUUAGGUAGAGUUAGUAUGGGGGUGCCUUGGGUAAUUAACAUAGGUCUUUCGUUAGAAGGAUGGUACUUACCAGUAUUCUAAACUUAAUGAAUUAACAAAGUAAAAUAGAAAUUUGUGGUAAGGAAGAGCAUACUCACCCUCUAGCUUUAGAUUUAAAAAUUCUGUUGCUGUCUCUUGUGCUACCAUUUAUUUCAGAAUUACUGUUGCAAGCAACCAUGAUAUGUUUUGUUUUUGCUUUUAAUAAUAGAAAAACCACUAGUGGCAGCUUGGAGGAAAUUGCAGUGUAGGCAUCUGUACAUUUUAGCUUUUUUAAAAAAAAAUGAUUGGACUCUUUCCAAAAACAACAUUAGGAAGCUCAGGGUCCUCUUGUUAUUUUAAUAGAGAUGUGAUAGAGUGAAAAAAAAAUCAGGAUAAGAUUAGAGAAGAGCAGUGAUUUUUCCACAGAGGUCAGGGCUCAACAGAGCUUGAGGGGGACUUCUGCUUUCUUCCUCAGAGAACGAUAUGUCUCCAGGAGGGAAAACAUCCUUUCCACCUCCCUGCCUUUUGCACUUUCUAAAAGGCUACACAUAAGGCGAACUGGAACCAGUGAUAGUGUGGUGUUUGUAGGAAUUGGAUGGAGGCAGAAGAAUGAUAAAGAAUUUGCUUCUAGGAAAUUUCUGGUGUCUUAAUAUCAUAGUUGAUCAUUUUUGUGAUAUGCUGAUAUCUAUCCAGUUGAAUUGUGGUGCUGGAGGACUCUUGAGAGUCCCUUGGACUGCACAGAGAUCAAAUCAGUCAACCCUAAAAGGACAUCAACCCUGACUAUUCAUUGGAAGGACUGAUGUUGAAGCUGAAACUCCAAUACUUUGACCACCUGAUGCAAAGAGCUGACUCAUUUGAAAAGACCCUGAUGCUGGGAAAUAUUGAGGGCAGGAGGAGAAGGGGUGACAGAGGAUGAAAUGGUUGGAUGGCAUCAUUGACUCAGUGGACAUGAGUUUGAGCAAACUCCAGGAGAUAGUGAAGGAUAGGGAAGCCUGGCCUAUUGCAGUCUGUGAGGUUGCAAGGAAUGGACAUGACUGAGCAACAAAAAUCCAGUUGAAAGCAAUACAUAUACUUUUAAAUGUUUCAAUAUAUAUGCUUUUAAGUGUUUCAGUGUAUAUACUUUUAAAUGUUUCAACAUAUUGCCAGAUAAUACAUUAGAGAAUAACA